This is a messenger RNA of Miniopterus natalensis, 3885 nucleotides long. It is a transcript of the gene PRMT2, whose product is annotated as protein arginine methyltransferase 2. Gene Ontology annotation, cellular component: nucleus. NCBI's taxonomy places the organism in Eukaryota, Metazoa, Chordata, Mammalia, Chiroptera, Miniopteridae. Gene Ontology annotation, biological process: peptidyl-arginine methylation, to asymmetrical-dimethyl arginine; chromatin remodeling. Gene Ontology annotation, molecular function: protein binding; protein-arginine N-methyltransferase activity; histone methyltransferase activity. The record is from RefSeq and is a predicted model, not a curated record.
AAGGAUAAAUGUCACAAAAAUAAUUAUUAGGUCUUGAUUGAUAAAUGAAGCACGUAUUUUAAACAGAACUGAAUUGAAAAGAAAACACACAUUCAUCUUGGAGUCUAAUACAGAUUACUGUCACUGGAAAAAUAAGACUUGAGCAUGAGAAGGAAAAGCCGUUGGAAGAUGCAGACCUUGGUUCAUGUUAGUGGAAAUACUUUAAAGCCUCAGGUAGGGAAGUUUAAUUGGAAUUAAAACUAACAGGAUUCCAAGAAAAGAUUUUCCAGUGCUGUGCUUUAAGUCAACCCAGUGAUCUGACGGAAACUUAACAGGCUUCGUUUGCCAAUGACUGAGACGAACACCUUGCAGACUGGUGAAGAAAACACACACUUCUUUGAAGUUCAUACAUUUUCGCUGCUUUCAGAUGUUUUUGUAAAGAAUUGCAUUUAUAAAUUUUAUUUCUAUUCCAUUCUUUACAUAUAUAAGUUUUAUUUCCAUUUAGUAGAGGACCUUUCCCUGGACCUUAGAAGCAAAGUGAACUUAAUUAUUAUGCGAUGUAACAAAUCAUUUUCUCAUUCUCUCUCUUUUAAUGUAGAAAUGGAGAGGAAAAUGAAACAUUAAAAGUGGCAGCUAUGCGGCAGAUCCUAAAAGAACCAUGGCAACAUCAGGUGAUUGCCCCGGAAGUGAAUCUCAGGAGGGAGAAGAACCUGUGGAACACUGUGAAGAGCACCUCCCGGAGGUUAUGCACCCUGAGGAGUUCGUGGCCAUCGCAGACUAUUCUGCUACCGAUGAGACACAGCUCAGUUUUCUAAGAGGGGAGAAAAUUCUCAUCCUGAGACAAACUACUGCUGACUGGUGGUGGGGCGAGCGCGCCGGUUAUUGUGGGUACAUACCAGCGAACCACCUUGGGAAGGACCUGGAGGAGUGUGACCCUGAGGACACAUGGCAGGAUGAGGAGUACUUCGGCAGCUACGGAACUCUGAAACUUCACUUGGAGAUGCUAACAGACCAGCCACGAACAACUAAAUACCACCACGUGAUCCUGCAGAACAGGGAGUCUCUCAAAGACAAAGUGAUUCUGGAUGUCGGCUGUGGGACCGGGAUCAUCAGCCUCUUCUGUGCACAUUACGCACAGCCCAAAGCGGUGUACGCGGUGGAGGCCAGCGAGAUGGCCCAGCACACGGGGCAGCUGGUCAUGCAGAAUGGCUUCGCCGACAUCAUCACCGUGUUCCAGCAGAAGGUCGAGGACGUGGUGCUGCCGGAGAAGGUGGACGUGCUGGUGUCCGAGUGGAUGGGGACCUGCCUGCUGUUUGAGUUUAUGAUUGAGUCCAUCCUGUACGCCCGGGACGCGUGGCUGAAGGAGGACGGGAUCAUCUGGCCGACCACGGCCGCACUGCACCUCGUCCCCUGCAGUGCCGACAAAGAUUACCGCAGCAAGGUUCUCUUCUGGGACAACGCCUACGAGUUCAACCUCAGCGCGCUCAAAUCUUUAGCAAUUAAGGAGUUUUUUUCAAAGCCCAAGUAUAACCACAUUUUGAAACCAGAAGACUGUCUUUCUGAGCCGUGCACUAUAUUACAGCUGGACAUGAGGACAGUGCAGAUCGCUGAUCUGGAGACAAUGAAAGGUGACCUGUGCUUUGAUAUCAAGAAAGCUGGCACUCUGCAUGGAUUUACGGCCUGGUUCAGUGUCCGCUUUCAGAACCUAGAGGAGGAGGAGCCGCAGCUGGUGCUGAGCACGGGACCGUUCCACCCCACCACCCACUGGAAGCAGGUGCUGUUUAUGAUGGAUGAGCCCGUCCCCGUCUACGCAGGGGAUGCUCACAGGCUCGAUUGUGCUGCAGAGAAACCCAGUGUGGAGGAGGCACAUGUCUGUCGCUCUGAGCUGGUCUGUCACUUCCAGACAGGACCCCACGUCGCAGAGAGUUGGAGAAAAAGUCUUUCCAAUCUGGAGAUGACAGUUGAAGUUCUGUUUGGGAAGCAGUGUGAGCUUGUUGGAGGAAUGCACAUGAACGAAGGAGAUCACACCUGAUGUGAAUACUCAUUAAUUACUGUGAAAGCCUGCGGACGCUCACUCUGCUUGGCAGGUGGUACCAACCUUCUCUGUGGUCUCCACAGACAAACACGCUCAGCUGCCCUCGCCACUGUCACUGCCUGUGUCUGUCCUCUAGAAGUAGGCUGUGUUUCCAGGUGUCCACCAAUGGUGUCCACAGUUGCCCCCCUGUGGGUAGGCUGGGGGCACAGUGUUCCUAAGCUAGGUCUAGUUCUACACUCAUAGGACACACGCGUCAACCUUGUACUCCUGUGAAAGUGACUGUUCGUGCAUCAUGUGUUAAUGGUGUCCUUCCUGCCCUCAGUUCAUCCACUCAACACGCAGAAUGUGGGGUUGCACAGAGCCGUGCAGGACCUCGAGGUGGCAAUGCAUGCGUUGGAUCUCUGCAUGAGAUAGUACCUUGUAGAGAUGUCUUCCAAAUAAAUCAUGUGUUGGCACAUAGUACAUCUCAAUAAAUAUUUUUAAAUAAAUGAAUGGUCCAUGUAGGUCCUGCUUCUGUGCAUGUACAUUAUUUGUACAAGCAUGGGAUCAUACUAGGAACAUUGUGUUAUAACCUUUUCAUCUAAUAUUAGGAUGAAACUUCCAUGCUAGUAGGUGCACAUCCAUAUUUGUGUGUGUGUGUUGUUUGGAUUUUUAGUUAAUUUUUUAUUGAAAUAUAAAAUACAUACCCCAGGCUGCACAAGUCAUGAAAUUUCACAAUGUAGACACACGUAACCAGUACUUAGGUCAAGACGCUUUCACACAUGAUGCCCCCAAGUGCCCCUUCCACUCAGUACCAACUCCCCAGAGUUAUGCCUGACUUCUGACACUAUAGAUUACUUUUACCCAGUUUUGGACAUUUUGUGAGUGGAAUUAUGCAGUGUAUAUUUGUUAUAGACCGAAUGUGUCCUAAAAUUUGUAAUUUGAAUCCUAGCCCCAAAUGUGAUAUUAUUUGGAGGCGGGGGCCAUUGGGAGGUGACUGGGUCAUGAGGGUAUUAUCUCUCAUAUAGGAUUAGUGCCCUCAUGAAGGACACCCCAGAGAGUGCCUUGUCCCUUCAUCAUGUGAGGACACCCUGAGAAAGUUGUCGUCUAUGAACCAGGAAGCUGGCUCUCACCAAAGCCCAAAAGGGUCAAUUUCUUGGUGUUGGACUUCCAGCCUCCAGAGCUGUGAGAAAUAAAUGUCUUUUGUGUAAGCCACCCCUUCUGGCAUUCUGGUAUGGCAGCUGGAUGGUCUAAGACUUCUUUUGUGUCUGCCUUCUCUAGUUCACAUUAUGUUUGUGAGAAUUGUCUAUGAGUUGUGUGCAGUGUGGUUGCCUUCUCGUUGCUAUGUAGUAUUUUACUGUAUGGACGUACCACAACUUCUGUGUCUUAUUCCACUCUUGGUGGGCAGCUGGGUUGUUUCCAGUUCCCAGCUAUUAUGUUUGGUGCAAAUGUAAACAUUUCUGUGUGGGUUUUGGUGCAUGCUUCUGCUGAGUAUACACCAAGGAGCUCAGCUUUGCUAGAAAUGGACAGUUUUUCAGAGUCAAAGAACCUCAUGUCUCUGUGCUCCGUGGCCUCAUCAACACCGACUGUUGUGUGUUUUCCUUUCACUUGUUCUGGUGUGUGUGUGUGUGUGAAGAUAAUUGCAUUUCCCUGAUGGCUAAUGCAGCUUCAUGUGUUCACUGGCCAUUGGCUAUCCUACUUUAAAGUGCUUGUUCAAGACUUUUGCCCUUUUUACUAUUAGGGUUGUUUUUCCCCCAAUUAAUUUUUCAGGGGUUCUUGAUAUACUCUGACUAGGAGCCCUUUAUCAUAUAUUUAUCUUGUGACUGUCUUCUACUCUGUGGCUUGUUUUUCACUUUCUUUAGAGUAUUUUGAUAAACGGAAGUUCUUCAGUA